Somion occarium is the source of this 1384-nucleotide messenger RNA. Lineage: Eukaryota; Fungi; Basidiomycota; Agaricomycetes; Polyporales; Cerrenaceae. The record is from the annotation of a GenBank genome assembly.
ACACGUUCUCUUCACAUCAACCACCUCCUUUCGCCUUUCUCUCAAAAGCUCAAAGCAUCCUUCACGUCUAUUCCAACCUCACAACAGUACCAUACGUGUCCUCACUUCAAGUAGCAUCACUCACAUCAUUACAAUGCCACCCAAGAGAAAGGCGUCUUCAUCCAAACGCAAACUCGAAGAAUCCGAGCCUGACACAGAUGCAGAGUACUCUGAGCGUGAAGUCGCGAAGCCUAAGGCUAAGAAGGCUAAGAAGUCAUCUCCACCUGUGAAUGACCAACCGACGAAUAAGGUCUUACCCGUGCAUAUCCACUUCCCGCCGAAGAAUGAAGCGUGUAUGAGGGUUGCUACGUGGAAUAUAUGUGGGUUGGCCGCUGCUCAGAAGAAGGGUUUCAAAUACUACGUGGAAGCUGAGGACGCGGAUGUUCUCAUCAUGACCGAAACUAAAGUGAACAACGAUCCCGUUGAUCCAUUAUUGACCUCUCGAUACCCGCACCGUUAUUGGUCAAUAGCAGACAAGAAAAGUUAUUCGGGAACAGCUAUUCUAGCGAAACAUAAACCACUUUCCGUGGAUUACACGCUUCCUGGACAUCCCGAUCCAAAGUCUGUGAAAGGUCGGAUUGUGACGUUGGAGUUUGAGAAUUUGUACAUCAUUGGCACGUAUGUUGUCAAUGCUGGAACUGGCCUCAAGACUUUGGAUGCCAAGAAUGAGUGGAAUAAACACUUCGAGGCCUACAUCCGAGAUCUCGACAAGAAGAAACCGGUAGUUUGGGGCGGCGACCUCAACGUCGCACCCACAGAACUCGAUCUCGCGAACCCAAAGACCAAUUGGAACAAAACACCAGGAUACACUGAAGCAGAAACGUCUGCGUUUGCUCGAAUCCUAUCACCGCCAAAAGAUGCCGUCAAAGAGGGUGCCAGACCAUUUGUCGACAUUUGGAGAAAGCUGCAUCCCGAUAAACGCAAUUACACCUACUUCUCGUAUCGGUUCAAUUGUCGAGAGAAGGGUCUUGGCUGGCGACUUGAUGGAUUUGUGGUGAGCGAACGCCUAGUUGAUCAUGUCAAGAUGUGUGAGAUCAGGAGCGAGAUAUACGGCGCAUCAGAUCAUUGUCCUGUGGUGAUAGAGAUUGAGGGCGAGUUAUAAUCGCUCACUUGGAGAGCGUUUUGGCAGAUUGGUGUUGAAGGUGCACUGUUUUGGGGAUUGCUUAAUUAAUGGAGUGUAUCUGACAGUUCCAUUUGGUUUGAUAGACACAUGUGAUUGUGCUUCAUACAUAGUUCCCAUUGCAUUUCAUAUUAGCAACGAUGUGGAGUACAAACUUCCGAUUCUUAGCAUCACUAUUUGGACGUGCGGCGUUGAUAGCGCGAAGUUCGCUCUGUUUGCCAUCGU